UUUUAACUUCUUGCAUCACAGACCAACACAGACUUUAUGGAAAGCGAGCUACUGAGGCAAAGGUUUGUGGCACAGCUUCAGGCCUCAGCAUCUGCAGCUGUUCAUCUCAUGCGUUACUGCUUUUGGGGGCCUGGAUCUAAACUCCCGCCGGGUAAAGUGGCACUGCUCUGACUCUAUGAAAAGUGGUGUAGAUCAGUCCAGACUGAAUCAUAAGAAGAAAACAUCCCCUCUUAACUACAAGGAACGAUGGUUUGUUCUCACCGAGGAAAAAAUAGCCUACUAUGAUUAUGAUGCUGACAAAGCGAAGCGAAAAGGUUUGAGAGGGUCUGUUGAUAUCGAGAAGAUCAAAUGCGUGGAAACAGUUCAGCCGGAGCCCAAUGCCCCACAGGAGCGCAAAUUUGCAUUCCAGAUUGUUUACGAUGAAGGGCCGCUGUACAUUUUUGCAAAGACUGAAGAUGUUCGAGCUCUGUGGAUAAAGAAACUUAAACAAUUGGUGCGCUACAACAAAGACGUGAUGCAGAAGUACCAUCCGUGUUUCUGGGUUGAUGGGAUGUGGCUGUGCUGCAAGCAGGAAGUUAAACUAGCCAUGGGCUGCACAGUACUGGAUACAAAGAACGGUUUUAAAACUGCAGGAUCGAAUCGAAGGUUAUCAAGAAAACCGCUUCCACCAACCCCUACAGAGGAAAAGCUAGAUCGCCCUUUGCCAGCACAACCUCUUGAACAGCCUGCUCCCUCAGCUAGCAUGACAGUCAUAGCUGAGUAUGAUUACACACCUAUGACACCGCAGGACCUAGAACUGAGGAAAGAUGAAGAGUACACCAUCCUGGAGAAGUCUGAUGUGAACUGGUGGAAAGCCCGAGACAAAUAUGGAAAGGAGGGUUACAUACCAAGUAAUUAUGUUGUGGAAGCAGAAAACGGGCUUGAAAGAUUUGACUGGUAUUGCAAGAACAUGAACCGUAGCCAAGCAGAACAGCUGCUGAAGUCUGAGAACAAAGAUGGAGGUUUCUUAGUACGAGACUCAAGCAAGGCCGGGAAAUACACAGUCUCCUUGUUCACCAAGGGUGGUGGGGAAAUAAGCGGAAGCUGCAGACAUUAUAACAUCUGCACAACUUCUCAGGGACAGUUUUACUUGGCAGAGAAGCACAAUUUCAGCACUAUCCCAGAGCUCAUCAACUAUCACCAACACAACGCAGCAGGUAUGGUUAGCAGGCUGAAAUACAUUGUAUCUAACAGGGCAAGGCCUCCUUCAACUGCAGGGCUUGGCUAUGGUGUGUGGGAGAUAGACCCUCGCUGCCUCACAUUCAUUAAGGAGCUGGGCAACGGUCAGUUUGGAGUGGUGAAGUAUGGGAAGUGGCAGGGUCAGCAUGAUGUGGCCAUCAAAAUGAUCAAAGAGGGCUCCAUGUCAGAGGAUGAUUUCAUCGAAGAAGCAAAAAUCAUGAUGAAGCUUCGCCAUGAGAACCUGGUGCAGCUGUACGGCGUCUGCACCAAACAACGACCGAUUUAUAUCGUGACGGAGUUCCUUGCCAACGGGUGUCUGCUGACGUACCUGAAGGAGGGCCUCACGCAGCACCCGACGAACGUCCAGCUGCUUGAGAUGUGUAAAGAUGUCUCUGAGGGCAUGGCCUACCUUGAGUCGCAACAGUACAUUCACAGAGACCUGGCUGCCAGGAACUGUUUAGUAGAUUCAAAUGGAACCGUCAAAGUGACUGAUUUUGGUCUCUCAAGGUAUGUUUUAGAUGAUGAGUACACAAGCUCAGCGGGAUCCAAGUUCCCGGUCCGCUGGUCACCACCUGAGGUCCUUCUCUACUGUAAAUUCAGUAGCAAAUCAGACAUCUGGGCAUACGGAGUGCUGAUGUGGGAGGUUUACACUUUGGGUCGACUUCCCUACGAACGUCUAAACAACACGGAAAUAGUAGAUCAGGUUUCCCGGGGCCUGCGUCUUUACCGCCCUCAGCUGGCCAAUGAAAAGGUGUACAGCAUUAUGACAAGCUGUUGGCACGAUAAAGCAGAUGAACGACCCACCUUUCAAGAGUUGUCAUUGACUGUUCAGGACUUGCUCUACGAGCUCCAGUAGACCUCAGAAUAAUCUGUCCACACCAGCAGCUCAGUCUGACCCCUGCAGAGAAGCAUGUCCAUGUAUCCCUGCAAAGUUCUACUAACUGUUUAAUUAACAGGUCUAACUUGAGGCUAAAGCGUAAUGUGAAUAUAUGUUUUGUGAUAGUUUUAAUUACUUGUUUCUUAGUCUUUACAUCACACCAGUAAACAUAUCAUAUAGACUGUGUAUAUGUCACUGACCCCUGAAGGAUUCAAAUCUGUUUCAAGUAUAUUCUGUGUAAUAUAUUCUAUUAAAUCUUUGUGAAAUAUAGACACCUUUGUAUUUGAAAACAAUCUCUGUAAGCUCAUCUGUAUUGCACAAAUAAAAGCCAAGUAUCCCAGGCUUUGAAAUGUCUAAAGCAUAAUGUGACGAGAAGAUGGCUGAAAAGGAUGAACAAUGUGCUGUGCUCCACGUUUACAGCAGUAGCUUAAGGG
This is a messenger RNA of Menidia menidia (Atlantic silverside), 2529 nucleotides long. The record is from the annotation of a GenBank genome assembly. NCBI's taxonomy places the organism in Eukaryota, Metazoa, Chordata, Actinopteri, Atheriniformes, Atherinopsidae.